Penicillium daleae is the source of this 972-nucleotide messenger RNA. Its product is annotated as PhzF family phenazine biosynthesis protein. Bases 1 to 972 code for a protein of 323 amino acids. Gene Ontology annotation, biological process: biosynthetic process. Gene Ontology annotation, cellular component: cytoplasm. The transcript has a single exon. Gene Ontology annotation, molecular function: isomerase activity. The record is from RefSeq and is a predicted model, not a curated record. Lineage: Eukaryota; Fungi; Ascomycota; Eurotiomycetes; Eurotiales; Aspergillaceae.
AUGACACAACUUAAGUUCGUCACUCUCGACGUCUUCACCACCAAACCCUUCAGCGGCAACCAACUCGCCGUAGUCUUCCUACCCGAAGAGCCAACCCAGCAACUCACCCAACGCCAAAAGCACAUCAUAACUCUCGAAUUCAAUCUCUCCGAAACCAUCUUCGUCCACCCAGUCACCGACCCCACUAAGCGCACCAUCGACAUCUUCACCCUUGAAUGCGAAAUCCCCUUCGCCGGCCAUCCCACCAUCGGCGCCGCAAACUGGUUCCUCUGCCAAUCCGGCGCAGACGCAAAUGCAACCGCCAACGCAGGCCAAGUCACCAGCCUCAUCACCAAAUCCGGUGAAAUCCCAAUUACCAUUCAAGACGCGCAAAGCGGGACUGUCGCUGCUAAGAUUGCGCAUAACACGCGCAUUCAUGCACAGCGCUUCCCUCUAUCGGAUCUGUUGUACCUGCAUCCAACAUUGAAGCCGUACUUUUCGGCUACUGGUACCGAGGAAACUAGUUUCCCUCUCUUCUCUAUCGUUAAUGGCAUGAGUCAGACCUUCAUCGAGCUGCCCACCCUUGAAGCUCUAGCCGCCGUCCCCCGCGCCACGGGCGGGGAUCUGGUCUCGGUUUUGCAGUAUCUCGAUGCUGGCUGGCAAUCUGGACUUAUCUGCGUGUACUUCUUUGUGCGGGACGUAGAUGACGAUGUCACGGGCAAAAAAGUGAUUCGCACGCGGAUGAUGCUGGGUGCAUUGGAAGAUCCGGCGACGGGGAGCUCGGCGAGUGGACUUGCGUCUUAUUUGGCGUUGACGGAGGGGAAGGCGGGAGAGGCGUAUCGGUAUCAUUUUGUGCAAGGGGUUGAGAUGGACCGGAGGAGUGAUAUUGGGGUUAAUGUUGUGUUGGAUGGGGAGGGGGCGAUUGGGGAGGUGGAAUUGACGGGGUCGGCUGUGAGGGUUUCGGAGGGAGUGAUUGCUGUGCCGGAGGUUUAG